Messenger RNA from Oncorhynchus tshawytscha (Chinook salmon), 2068 nucleotides. Its product is annotated as SH2 domain-containing adapter protein F. Gene Ontology annotation, molecular function: phosphotyrosine residue binding. NCBI's taxonomy places the organism in Eukaryota, Metazoa, Chordata, Actinopteri, Salmoniformes, Salmonidae. The record is from RefSeq and is a predicted model, not a curated record. The coding region runs from base 383 to 1720 and encodes 445 amino acids. The transcript is spliced from 9 exons.
GCCAACCGCCGUUAAACCCCACCGAAUAAUACUUUCUUGUAGCUAGCUAACGUUAACCCUUCUUAUUAAAGCUCAGUUAGAUAACCAUUUCGGACUAAAAUAGUCGAAUUAGUUAGGCUAGACAGAAAUUGUAACGUUAGCCAACUAGCUAGCUAGCUUGCUAACUGAAAUAAUAUUCUACAAAAUGCAUUUAAUCUUUGUUUUAAACUGACUGACGUAGCGUAGUUAAUUUACGUUGGUGGCAGGCAAACUUGUUUUCUUCAGCUCAAGCCGAGGGAAGCUAACGUUAGCUAGCUACAAUGACAUUUCUGUGAAUUCAUGGGGGUGGACACACAAUUAAAUACGUCAUUGGCUAACGGCCCCGAUUUCCAUCAAAACACCCAUGGCAAAGUGGUUAAAGGACUACCUGAACUUCGGCAGCCGUCGUGACGCCCCCCAGCUUCCGCGUCCUGACUACACAGAGAGUGAGAUCCUGAGGGCCUACAGAGCCCAGAAAGACCUGGACUUUGAAGACCCCUACCAGAGCGCAGAGAAAUCACAAAAUGGCUGCUACGGUGGCUGUAGGGGGACAGUAAGCCUGCAUGCGUUUCCCGCCUUGGCUUCUGUCCUUCCCGACGAUGCAGAAGUGAAGGUGGUGUCUCCCAAACACAGGCUGAUCAAGGUGGACUCUCAGGAGUUCCGUCGCAGUAAGGUCCCCAUCAGCCCCGUCACCAUCCACCAAGAACCGGUGCUUCCCUCUGCUCCUACAGUAGUAGGGGACUCCGACACCGACUACUCAGACCCGUUUGAUGCCAGACCAGUUCCUCGGCUUAGAACAGAUUGGGAGCCUAACCCUAACCCACACCUUACCUUGGACCUCAGCCCCAUCACCAGUCCUACCCUGGUAGCCUUCAGCCCUAACCCUAUCCUAGGUCUCAGUCUCCGUCCAGGGCACAGCAGCAGCUACAUGGAACCCUUUGAAGCCCAGAGGGUCAUCACAGAGCUCCAGCGGGGCCGGCCAGGAGUGGGCAGUGGAAGGUCAGGGGCUGGGAUCGGAGAUCAACUCUAUGAUGACCCCUACGAUGAGAGGACUCGACAUCGCCACCGGGAGGCGCCACCGCAGCAGCAGGGGAGAGAGUUCCUCAGGAACGAAACGAGAGAGGUCAGAGAGAGCAGGCUGCCCCAGGACGAUGAGAGACCAGCAGAGGAGUACGACCAGCCCUGGGAAUGGAAGAAGGACAACCUCUCCAAAGCUCUAGCAGUGAAGUUUGAGGGGGCAGAGUGGGAGAAGUCGUUAGCCCAGUCAGACCAGGCCAGACUACCCAGGACCAGCCCCACAGCCCCAGGGGGCGCAGCUAGCCUUCUGAGGCCUGGUGACACCACCCCUGUCCUGGGUGAGAGAGUGGACCCCUGCCUGCCCCUGGAGAGACAGGUGUGGUACCACGGUUCUGUGAGUCGUGUGGAGGCAGAGACUCUACUGACGUUGUGCAAAGAGAGUUCCUACCUGGUGAGGAAGAGCCAGGCCUGCCCACAAGACUACUCUCUCUCCCUCAGGAGUUGUCAGGGCUUCAUGCAUAUGAAGUUCACUCGGAGUUCAGAGAGUCGUUACGUCCUGGGAGAGAACAGUCCUCCAUUCUCCUCUGUACCAGAGGUCAUCCACUACUACACCAUGCACAAACUACCUAUCAGAGGAGCUGAACACCUGUCUCUGCUCUACCCUGUCAUAGUACAGACCCUCUGACCCUUCUCCACUCAUUAUCUGCAUCCCAACUGGCACCCUAUUCCCUAUGUAGUGCACUACUUUAGUGCACUCUGAUCAAAAGUAGUGCAAUAGAGUGGGACACGCUAUUUAUGAUCUAUUACUAAUACAGAUGGUGCUGUCGUCUGCGGAGAUGCUAACAUGGCUGCUGUGGAAUUGUGUGAUGUUAUUCUUAGAGCGUCAACAUGGUUCUGGUGGAAACCACAAUGGUUAAACUAUUACAGUUGAAGUCGGAAGUUUACAUACACCUUAGCCAAACACAUUUAAACUCAGUUUUUCACAAUUCCUGACAUUUAAUCCUAGUAAAAAUGCCCCGUCUUAGGUCAGUUA